Molecule: messenger RNA, 618 nt
Organism: Coregonus clupeaformis (lake whitefish)
Lineage: Eukaryota; Metazoa; Chordata; Actinopteri; Salmoniformes; Salmonidae
Product: group XIIA secretory phospholipase A2-like
Exons: 4
Coding region: 123-419 (98 amino acids)
Biological process (GO): lipid catabolic process; phospholipid metabolic process; arachidonate secretion
Cellular component (GO): extracellular region
Molecular function (GO): A2-type glycerophospholipase activity; calcium ion binding
Source: RefSeq, a predicted model, not a curated record
CAGAUCUCUGGCCGAGUUGGUCCUCUCGCUUCGCCUCUUCCUCUCGGAUUUCGCUUCCUUCCUUUCCACAAAGGUUACAAACCAGAACCCUGGCAUGGUUACAAACCAUCCCCACCCAAUGGAUGUGGGACGCCCCUCUUCGGAGUCCAGUUGACAUUGACAUCCCGUCCUUGACCAAGUUCUAUAACCAGCACGACCAUUGCUAUGACACCUAUAACCGUGAUAAACACGACUGUGACGAUGAGUUCCCGGAAUGCCUGGAGACCAUCUGUAGGAGAUUACAGAAGAUGUUGGGACUUGCCCAGAGUGUCCAAGCGUGUGAGAAUACUACAACCCUGCUGUUUGAGGCUGUCAUGUACAUGGGGUGUAAACCCUACAUUGACAGCCAGAGAGACUCCUGCAGUGCACAUGCAAAUUGAUGUCAAGCGUGAUCUAUGAGCUGACAUUUGACAUGUAUUGAGCUUGCCUCAUUCACAGACAUAUGCAAACAUGCAUUUUGUUUUUACAGUAUCCCUCUGUAUAAUGCCACACCCUGAAACAUGUUUUAUAUUAUACUGAACAAAAAUAUAAACGCAACAUGUAAAGCAUUGGUCCCAUGUUUCAUGAGCUGAAAUAAAA